AAUGAUUUGCUUGUAUAAAAAGGAAUAAGUGUAAUGUAAUGAUUGUUUACAUCUUUUGGCAUUGAGGACAAAAAAAGAAUGGCUUCAACUUCAUUGAUCUCUCUGAGAACCGCAGACGGCGUCGUUUUCGAAAUCGAACGUUCAAUGGCGAAGCACAUGAAAACUGUGCAAGCCUUCAUCGACGAAUGCCCCGACACCGACGUUCCCGUAAUCCCUCUCCACAACGUUUACAGUAUCCACGUCACAAAGAUCCUCGAGUUCCACCGUCUCUCCGACGCUGGCAAUGUCAAGGAAUUCACCGUUGAUGAAUUUGAUAACUAUGAAUUGAAGGAGUUCCUCCUCGCCGUGCAUUUCCUCAACAUGGAUCCCCUUUUCGAGUUUCUGACUAAGGCUGUUGCCAAACGGAUCGAGAAGAAGAGCGUUGAGUACGUGCGUGAGUAUUUUGGGAUCGAGAACGAUUUCACGCCGGAGGAAGAAGCUCGUAUUCGCGAGAAGAAUAGUUGGGCUUUUAAAGGCGAAAAUGUUGAAGUUGAAGAAGAUGAAAAAGAAUCUUGAAUUUCAAUUUCAAUGUUUUUCGUGGAAUUUAUAAGCCUAGCAUAUGAAAUUAAUUAGGCUAUUAUCACUUUUGUUGAUCGAGAAACCAAUUUUAAUUUCCAUUUUUGAAUUUAUCGGUUUUUGUAUGCAUGCUUAAUAAAUCAAUGUUGUUUCCAAAUGUGUUCAUUCAACUAAA
Cicer arietinum (chickpea) is the source of this 730-nucleotide messenger RNA. Its product is annotated as SKP1-like protein 14. Lineage: Eukaryota; Viridiplantae; Streptophyta; Magnoliopsida; Fabales; Fabaceae. Gene Ontology annotation, biological process: ubiquitin-dependent protein catabolic process. The record is from RefSeq and is a predicted model, not a curated record.